Molecule: messenger RNA, 1511 nt
Organism: Cephus cinctus (wheat stem sawfly)
Lineage: Eukaryota; Metazoa; Arthropoda; Insecta; Hymenoptera; Cephidae
Product: coiled-coil domain-containing protein 97
Exons: 3
Coding region: 301-1347 (348 amino acids)
Source: RefSeq, a predicted model, not a curated record
AAUGCCCAAACCAGUAUACAAGACCGUGGUUUAAAUCAAUUUACAUGGCUUCAACCAAGCCACUUGAGCACUUGAAGCAAUAACAGCAGUAGCAGGAGGUUAUAAGCGUGUCUUAUUUCAGUUCUCUAGAGGCAUGAGGUUUGAAAUGAAUAAGUAUGUAAUUACAAUUAGUAACAAAGAUUAAUGGCAGGAGGGUUACUUACAAUUACUUCUAUUGAACUGCAAUACUUAUUUUGCAAGUGAACAAGAAGAAAGAACUAGCAGAGUGACGAAAAGUAUUAUUAAAAAAAAAAAAAAAACAUGAAUUCAGAUUCUAGAAGUCAGUCUAUAAACGAUGACUUGAAGACAUGUCAAAUGCAACAUUCUGAUGAUUGUUUGCUUCUGCAAAGUGAAUUGUUGGAUUAUGUUGCAACGUCAAAUGCUAUUUUCAAAAGUCAACAAAAAGGAGAUCCUGAAUUAUCAUUUGAUGAAAAGAGAACAAUCGCAGCUAAAAUUUUACAAAAGAGUCACUGUAUAUUUCUUUCCAGAUUUGGAUGUUUUUUGAAAAAAGAACAUUUACGUUACUUUGAAAAAGCCAUGGCCAGUGAUCAUGAACUUACGUAUCACAUAAACAGACUCCAUAGAUACUAUAAUAGUUCUACAAGACAAAUUGAUAUAAAGAAUAGAAGAUAUCAGGCUUUAAAGUUACUCAUUGAAGAUGGUGAUUACUUUAGCGAAACAGAAAUGAUGAAACGCAAUCCACUUUUAUAUGAACAACUGGUAGGACAGUAUCUGACGGAAGAUCAAAAAAAAGCAAGAGAUAAUAUUGACACUACAAAUGUAACAUUUGUAAGUCUACUGAUGGAGGGCAUUGAUAAAGAUGGAUUAAGAAACUUGAAAAAAGCUCAGGAAGAUGCUGAGGACAAUGUUGUGGAGGAAAAUGAAUCUGACGAGGAGUGGGAUGAGGAACAAUCUUGUAUUGGUCGCAAAGGUGCAAGCGAAUUGAGGUGGGGGGAAGCCAUAGAUGCACCUAUGAACUUGUAUCGGAACGCGCAGAAGGAAAAACGUAUGGAUAUGUUGUGGACAAGAAUUUCUAAUGAAGAAAGGAAAAUGCUUAAACAGGAGUUUGUCACGAAUAUGUACCAAAGCUUUUUGGAUGGGAAGGACAUCGAUUUUGAUUAUAGCGCUGUGGAUGAUAACGAGGCAUACGAUAACGUUGGUUUGCGAACUCAAGACGAGGAGGAAAAGUAUUUUGAUUCGGAGUCCCCGAAAACCGUUUUACCUACAAAUAGUAAAGAGCACAAAAUAACUGAUCUGGAAUCGGAGGACGAGUUGGACGCCUACAUGAAAUCACUGGAGGAUAAAUGAACUUCAAGUUAUUAGUGUCUAUGUGUGGGGAACCUAAAAUUUAUUGCAUAUUCGUUAUUUAGUCAGUAGGAGUCGUCAUCGGCGAACUCCUAAUAAGGAACAAUGAUAGUAUUAGUAUAAUAGUCUUCAUAAUUGGGUACAUAAUAAAAGUUUUUAAUAUAUAA